Vanessa tameamea is the source of this 3790-nucleotide messenger RNA. It is a transcript of the gene l(2)34Fd, whose product is annotated as lethal (2) 34Fd. Lineage: Eukaryota; Metazoa; Arthropoda; Insecta; Lepidoptera; Nymphalidae. Gene Ontology annotation, molecular function: protein binding. Gene Ontology annotation, biological process: maturation of SSU-rRNA from tricistronic rRNA transcript (SSU-rRNA, 5.8S rRNA, LSU-rRNA). Gene Ontology annotation, cellular component: nucleolus; nucleus; 90S preribosome. The transcript has 19 exons. The coding region runs from base 148 to 3534 and encodes 1128 amino acids. The record is from RefSeq and is a predicted model, not a curated record.
GUGAUAUUUCAUGUUAUGUCUACCGCAUGGCAUGGGAUUUAUUAUGAUUAUUAUAUACGGGUUAUUACAAUAAUUAAACCCUAUUAAAUUAAAUCUGUCAAUAACUCAUUUUUAAUAUAUAUGCUUUGAAUACUUGAAUAAGAAAAAAUGCAAGUUUCUGAAAUAGAUAAUGUGAAAAUUUACAAUCUUAGUGCUGGAAAGUCAUUACCAGAUUGGUUAACAGAAAGGAAGAAAAGAGCACUAUUAAAGAAAAAUGUAGAUUUAAGGAGAAGAAUAGAACUCAUCCAAGAGUUUGAUAUGCCUGGUGUUAGUACAAGUUUACGUGUGUCAAAAGAUGGACAGUAUAUUAUGGCUACUGGUAUAUAUAAACCAAGAAUAAAAUGUUUUGAUGUGAAUAACUUAUCAUUGAAAUUUGAAAGAUGUUUGGAUUCUGAAGUUGUUACAUUUGAGAUAUUAAGUGAAGAUUACACAAAAAUUGUAUUCUUACAAUGUGAUCGAUAUGUUGAGUUUCAUGUGGGCCAUGGUCGGCAUUUUCGUCUCAGAGUUCCACAUUUUGGAAGGGAUAUGAAAUAUCAUCGGCCAUCCUGUGAUCUUAUUGUAGUUGGAGCUUCAAAUGAAGUGUAUAGAUUAAAUUUAGAAUUGGGACAAUUUUUGGCACCAUAUGUGACAAAGGCAACAGAGAUAAAUUGUUGCAGUGUGAAUGAAGAACAUGGUUUAUUAGUGUUUGGCACAGAAAGCGGUCAUGUGGAGGCUUGGGAUCCUCGUACUAAAUCAAGACAAGGAAUUUUAGAUUGUGCUCUCCAUUGUUCGGAUGCAGAAUAUAGAAAUACAAGUGUGCCUUCCAUAAGUGCUCUAAAGUUUAAUGGAGCAUUGCAGAUGGGUGUCGGUACAUCAUCUGGUCAUGUUCUAUUAUAUGACAUUCGAUCCAGCAAACCUCUUUUAGUUAAAGACCAUAUGAAUGAAAUACCUAUUAAAUGUAUAGAAUUUCAUAAACAGAUGGAUUAUGUUUAUUCAAUGGAUUCUAAUGUCAUUAAAAUUUGGGACAUUAAUACUGGCAAACAGUACACAAAUAUUGAAUCAUCUGUAGAUUUCAAUGAUCUAUGUGUGAUUCCAAAUACCGGUUUAAGUAUGAUGGCUGUUGAAGAUCAAAAAAUGCAAAUUUAUUAUAUACCAUCAUUAGGUCCGGCUCCUAGAUGGUGUGCCUUCUUAGAUAAUUUAACAGAAGAAAUGGAGAGUUCAGCUUCACAAACUGUAUAUGAUGAUUACAAAUUUAUUACAAAACAGGAACUAGAAUCUUUAGGCCUUGAUCAUUUACUCGGUACCAAUUUAUUAAGAGCAUAUAUGCAUGGGUAUUUUGUGGAUGUGCGGUUGUACAAGAGAGCAAAAUCAAUUGCCGAUCCAUUUGCAUUUGAAGAAUAUAAAAAACGUAAAAUUAGAGAAAAGAUUGAACAGGAAAGACCGUCCAGAAUCAAAGUCGAGGACAACUUGCCUAAAGUCAAUCGUGAUCUGGCAUCUCGGCUCUUGGACAGUGAUACGCGAAAGAACAAACAUUCGGUUCAUUUGCUUAAAGAUGACAGAUUUAAGGCUUUGUUUGAAAAUCCAGAUUUUGAAGUUGAUAAAGGUGCUGAUGAAUAUCGAUUACUGAAUCCAGUACUUGCAAGACUUGACAAGAACAAAUCUAAACCCAAGCUGGAGACGGAAGAUAUGGAGAUUGCAGAAACUGUGGAUAAAGAUUCUGAUCAAGAAUUAUAUGAAACUAGUGACAGUUCUGACGAAGAUCGAACGUGGACAAAGGAAGUGAAAAAACAACACAAAAUAAUCAGGAGGAAGAAACAAGAUGAAGAUGAUGAAGAAUUGGAAUCUGAGAAUGGUGAAAAAGUGUAUGAAUUUACGAAAGCUCCUAAAACAGCUAAUAUUAGAAGUGUUAUGCAAGUUAGCAAAAAGAGCUUAGGAGAGAGAUUAGCUAGAGAAGGUUCAACUAUAGUGACCGGUACAGCUGGCAACAGAGAAAUGAAGUUCUCUAUGAGAAAUAAGAAGAAGUCAUCAGAAAAUGAUAAGAAAAUGAAGAAACAUUAUGAAGAAAGGAAACAAAUAGUAAGAAGAACUGGCUAUUUGACCAAAAAGAGACUCCCAAAAAUGUUAAGAAUGCAAAACGACAAUGCAUCAUAUAGUAGUUCUAGCGAUCUCCUGGAUAGCCAUGUAUUGGGCAAUGACAAGCUUGCCCUGCCUACAAUGGAAAGAUCAACUAGAUCAAGUCUUGACGCCAAUAGUGUCGAAAUUGGUGAAAUAACAGAAUCUCCAGACACUGAAUAUAUGAGUACAUCUGCUAUUUUACAUUAUUGUAAAUCUAAGAUAUUACUUCCUUAUUUAAAACUCCUUACAGUUAUGGGAUUAAGGCCUGUAGUGGAUGCUUCAAACUCAUCAAAAUAUGCAAUUUGUUUUUCGCAUUUUCACUCUGCACAGGUUGCAGUGUUUCUUUGUCUAGGAUAUAUACUUCAAUACAUGGCAUGUUUUAGGCGAGACAGAGGUUUUUGCUACAAAUUAAUUCCUUUAGCGCUUACUUCUUCCUUCGAAUACGAUGCCUAUAAACAAGUGUGUUAUGGCAAUGUAGCAUUUACGUAUAUUGGACCCAGCGUGUUACAUUUUAUAGGUUUUCUCUAUGCAUUAUAUCUCUUCAGAAUAUCAGAUAACGAACAAUUACAAAAUCUGAUGGAAAGGGUAUUCUUGUUAUCAUCUUACGCGCCUCAAGGGACGCCCACUGCUAAACCGAAACGCUUACUGCGAAUGUUAUGGUUCUUUAUAAUCCUCAGUAUUCUGUGGAUGUGUAUUUCGUUGUGUUCUGUCAAUUUAAUGAUGGCAAGAGGAACUAUCAUGUUCAGGUGGAUGGAAUCAAGUUCCAGUGAGAUGAUACUUGGAUUAAAGAUAUUACUUAUAAUAUGCACUUUGAUCCACGAUAUGGUGCAAGCCACUGUGAUUACAAGCUACUGUCUUCAAGCUCAACUGUUGCAAGCUCAUCUCAUGUUUUUAAAAGAACGACUAUUAAACAGGACAAUAACUCCUUUAAACUGGAUGAGGGAAAUUGCCGAAUUUCGUAAAUUACUGAAAUAUUUGAAUAACGACUUAGCACCUGCAGUAUGUUUAUUUACGAUUGUCAAUGUUUCAUGGGCUGCGUCUGGUAUAAUGUGGUUGUUGAAUCUAGACAAAGUGGACACCGGUACUGAACCCAUAGCAGGCAUUAGUGUUCUUAAUCUCUUACUUUGGAUAUCAGCUGUCAUGGUACCUUUUAUACAGGCGGCGCGGCUGUCGCAGGAGUGCGCGCGCACGCAGGGCGUGGGCCACGAGCUGUGCGCGCGGCCCUUCCUGCACCGCGACACGUCGGCCGAGGACAUCGGCGCCGUGCUGGCGUUCGCGGCGAGCCUGCGCCUGCGCGCCAAGCUGUUCCACUGCCCCGUGGCCGGCCGCCACGUGUGCGUGCUGCUGGCGCUCGCCGUCGUCGUGCUCUUCGCUCUGGGAAUGUGCCAUUACCUCCAGUGAUCGUCUCCGGGACGUUUCGUUAAAUUAAACUCAAAAAUAUUGUAAUCUUUUUAUUUCUACAUCUAAAUGAACGGUCACACAGAUUUUGUCCCUAUAAGUUAAUAGUGUAGAUUUGUAAAUAACAUAUUUAUCUACAAACUUGUAGCUGAUUACCGUUUAGUUAACUUAUUGUUAAUUUUGUAAAUUAAGAAUCAAUAUUCUAAUUUAACGAAAUAUUGCACUAAAGAAUAUUUAAAUUUUAUAAAACCAAAAUUUA